Messenger RNA from Daphnia pulex (common water flea), 3331 nucleotides. Its product is annotated as calcium-activated chloride channel regulator 1-like. The coding region runs from base 382 to 3303 and encodes 973 amino acids. The transcript has 15 exons. Lineage: Eukaryota; Metazoa; Arthropoda; Branchiopoda; Diplostraca; Daphniidae. The record is from RefSeq and is a predicted model, not a curated record.
AAAGAGAGAGAUAAUUAAAGAAUCAUUUAUGCCCGGCUUAUACAAAUAUACACAUUUUAUCGCCUGAAAUCUUUAGGUCCACAUCCUGCCCAACUGGCAAAGUAAAAAAAAAAGUCUUUGAUAAGAUCAGAAAUCUCUUGCCGCCAAUGGCUGAAAUUUCAUUCGUCUCUGUGUUCACAACUCUGUACACAUAAAAUCGUAUAGAGACUUCAAAAGUAUACAACACCAGACGGUGCCAGAUCUAUUACCUAUCCAUUCAAGAUAACGGAAAAAUGGGCUAGAGCGAGGAUAUAAGUCAAAACACACACUACCGGGGUAAUAUCGUGUAGACAAAAUGUACAUUGCACUGGGCUCUAGCUCAGUCACGCUCAGUCCGAUAAAAUGGACAGAUCGUCGGCGCUAGCGCAGUUGUUUGUGCUGUUAUUCGUGAUCAAUACUGCAGAAUGGCAUGACGUGACGGUCGGGGCUAGUCGAGUGACUUUGACCGACAACGGCUACAAAAAUCUGGUGGUGGCCAUCAGCCCAGCAGCACCAAUUGAUCAAUCCGAAAGCAUAAUUAAAAAUAUCAAACAAAUUAUCACGGAUGCUUCUCCGGUGCUCUACAAGGCGACCGGUAAUCGAGCUUACUUCCAAAGUGUCCACAUUCUUAUUCCGGAAACAUGGGACCACAUCGAAGCUGAUUUAAGCACUUGGGAAACGUUCGAUACUGCUGACGUCAUCGUGGACACGCCCAAUCCCAUGCACAAAGAUGUGCCCUACACUCAACAGAACGGCAAGUGCGGCGAAAAAGGCGAAAGAAUUCACUUGACCCCGAACUAUGUGCUCACCAUCGUUCAAGAGCAGAACAUUGCCCAAUACGGAAAACCAGGCAAAGUCUUCGUUCACGAAUGGGCCCAUUAUCGCUACGGCAUUUUCGACGAGUACGGAACGCCCGGAGGAGAAUAUCCGCUCUUCUUCCGCCAAUCGGGCACUUCCUUCAUCGAACCCAACAUCUGCGCUAACAAAAAAAUCAUGUACAACACCCGUGACAUAAGCAACAACAAUGCGAACUGUCAAAUCGAUCCGGCCACGAAUAUCUACGAUCAAAACUGUCGAUUCGAAUUCCAUCCAAGUUUCAAGCCGGACACGUCGCUGGCUUCCUACCAUCUCCUGGACUCGGUGGUUCAUUUCUGCAAGGACGGCGACUUCCAUUCGCACCGAUCGGAAACUCCGAACAAACACAACACCAUGUGCGGCGGAGUCAGCACCUGGACGGUCAUCAUGCGGAACCCGGACUUUGCGUUUUACCAGAACAGACCCGUGGAUUUGGACCAAUUGCCCGCGAAAUUUAAAAUCGUCAAACCGACUGGCUCGCGUUUUGUUGUCGUCAUGGACGUUUCCGACAGCAUGAAGCAAUGCAACCGCAUCGAUAAACUGGGCGAGUCGGUCCGCGCCUGGAUCAAAAACGAUGUCCCCACCGGAAGCCAAUUGGGGAUGGUCAUGUUCAGUUCAACUGCUCACAUCGUGAGCGAACUGAAAGUCAUUUCCGACAUGAAAAUCCGUCAGGAAAUGAUGAAAAAAGUGCCAAAAAAUUUAUACUCCAUCACGUGCAUCGGAUGUGGUCUCGACCUCGCCGUUCAGAUGUUGCAAGAGAAGGGAAACAAUAAAACGGGUGGCAUUAUCGUUUUAGUUACCGACGGUAGAAAUUCAGCUGGUUACUUGGACAUUUCUGACGUGGAGGAGGACAUCGUCAAAGCCGGCAUACGCGUAGUCACCGUCGCCUUUGGGAGUGAAGCGGACAGCAAUAUCGAACGUUUGGCUGACGUCACUGGUGGUAAAAGUUAUUACAUCAAGGACGGUGACAGCAGUGAAGCUAUUCAACAGGCCUUUACGGGCGCCUGCACCUACCAGUCGAGAGUCAAAAACGACGAUUUGAAAUUCAAAUUGUUUGAAAGUACGGCGGCGUCGAAUUCGACCAGCAUCGAAGGCUGCUUCGACGUCGACGACACGGUCGGUCGGAAUUUGGUGCUCAGCGUCUUCAAUUUGGAUGAUCGAAACAGUUUGGAAUCGAUGCAAUUGUCGGGGCCGACUAAUGAAAUUUACGACCAAAUCGAUUUCGAUACUAGCACGGCCACUGUCACCGUGGCAUUGGCUAAGGUGGGACGCUGGGACUUGAAUGUCACGCUGAAAAGUUCCCAGUCUAAACCGGUUUUAGUCACCGUCAAGACUCAGCUGCGCCCGAAUGUCACGACGCCUAUCAACACUAGAUGCUGGGUUUCCAACGGAGCUGAUAUCAAGGAUGCGAGCAACCACCGGAUUCGAAUUCACGCCGACGUGUGGAAAGGAAGCCAUCCGGUCACCGGAGCCUCCGUUAAGGCUUAUAUAGUGAAGCCCAACGACGAGUUGGAGAUUUUGGACUUGCUGGACAACGGUGUCAAUGCGGAUACCACGCAAGAUGAUGGAGUUUAUUCCAAGUAUUUCGCCUAUCCCAAUCAGCCGGGACGGUACACAGUCAAGUGCCAAGUGAACAGCACCAAUCACAAGGCAUUCGAGCAACUGGGUUUUAUCGGCUCGGCUAGCCCUCAGCUUUUCGGUAAUGAGACGAUCACUGAAGAGGUGGAAAGAAUUCCAAUGGCAAAUUUCACCCGAAUCGUUUCCGGUGGCUCAUUUCAGGUGGAAAUCCCAGUCUCCAGUAAUGACUCCUACCCGCCAGCUGAAGUCACCGAUCUGUCGAUUAUGGUCGUUAACGACACCGCCACAAAUAUUUCAAUCGCAUUGAAAUGGACCGCUCCUGGGGAUGACCUCGAUUCCGGCACAGCUUCCUAUUACGAACUCAAGUAUUCGGAUGUCGUCGCCGAUGUCAUCAACUCCAACUUUGACGACGAAUCCCCCAAGCGGAAGAGUCGAUCCAUCAUCACGGAAGAGGAUCUCGUCGCUGGUUCGCUCCAGCCGAGCCAGGCCGGCGUCCAGCAAACGGCCACAUUUCAACUAACGGACGUCCAGCGGGAGAAACCCUAUUACUUGUCUCUGCGGGCCGUGGACAAGGCGGACAAAGUUGGUCAAGUCUCCAACUUGGUCGUUUUCUUCAUCCCGGACAGAACGUUGGUAGUUUUAACCAAGAAUUUCGAAGACGACGAUUCGGGAAACGGAACUGAUCAAGAAAUUCACAUUCACAUAAAUACCAAGGAGCCGAGCUAUCAUGUGGCGUCUUUAUUGGUUGCCGCCUUCGGACUCGUACUGAUAGUUUGUUUAGUCGUAAUGUUGCUGGUGGCUGUCGUCAAACACCUGCUAGUAUAUCGCUCUUACAAAGACGUCCCGGUUUAGUCAAAUAACAGAAUUCAAGUUUUGAAAA